AUGGCUCCAGAGCAACAAAAAACUCGGAAAAAUCUCUCCAAGAAACACUUUUGUUACAUCAACUCUGCCUUCAGAGUGUGGGGAGCCAUUACUCUUAUUGUUCUUUGGGCUUUGACAAUUUUCACUAUCCAAAAGCCAAACUACACAAAACAUGUCAUCACUUGGUAUUUAUUAGUUACAUCUAUCAUUGUGACUAUAUUUGAACUGUUAUGGGUUCUAAACAACUUGUCUUGUUUUAGAGAAACUGGUUGCUGUUAUUGCAAAUGUUGGAAAUAUUUCAUGAUGGUUUCUAAUUGGAGAAAAGGUGUUUUAUAUAUUGUAUUGGCUAUUCCAACAUUUUGGAUUGAACAAAAUUACAUUCAAAGUAUUAUUAUAGGAAUAAUGCUGACUGUCAGUGGUGUCUUUUACAUUCUUAUGAGCAUCUUACCUUUAUUCUAUCGAGAAAAGAAAGCAACACCUGAACAAUAUGUGCUGAACCCAACCCCUAAUGUUAAGCUGGUUUCCCAGGAAGUAGCAACACAGACUGACAGUUCAUAUUAUGCCCACAUUUAUCCACCGUCACCUCCACAGUAUGAGGAAAAUGUCGAUACAGUUGCACUUCCACCAGAGCUGAAGUGA
Molecule: messenger RNA, 618 nt
Organism: Acanthosepion pharaonis
Lineage: Eukaryota; Metazoa; Mollusca; Cephalopoda; Sepiida; Sepiidae
Source: the annotation of a GenBank genome assembly